CCCCUGUUAAGUACCGAAGGCCUGAAUUUUUAAGACUAAACUGUAUUAGGAAACGUUUUAGAGAGAGUGAUAGAUAGAGAGAGAAACACACACUUCAAGCCCAUUUUACACCAUCAUAUGCCUGCAAAUACACAGGAGAAGGAGAUAGAAACGAAGAAAAAGACUGUUCGUUGCUGGGUGUGUUUUCUUCCUAUAUAUGGAUGAAAGAAAACAGAUAUGUAAUUGAAUCAAGAAGGUGCUAGCGACCCUGGUUAAUACAUAUCAAAUUCUUGAUGGAGACCUGUAGUAUGAGCUUUUCUGGAAACAUGGAAGAUGAAUACGAGAAAUUUAUUCGAAGAAUGAAUCCACCCAGAGUUGUAAUCGACAACGAUUCCUGUAAAAAUGCCACCAUUAUUCAGGUUGAUAGCGCUAACAAACAUGGGAUCCUUUUGGAAGUCGUACAAGUUCUCACUGAUCUUAACUUUAUCAUCACCAAAGCUUACAUAAGUUCCGAUGGAGGGUGGUUCAUGGAUGUCUUCAAUGUCACCGAUCAUGAAGGGAACAAAAUCACCAAUGAAGAAAUUUUGGAUUACAUUCAAAAGGCUCUUGGUUCGGAAACUAGUUUUACAACAUCAAUGAGAUCCGUUGGGGUAACAACCUCAACGGAUCACACAGUAAUCGAAUUAAUAGGAAGUGAUAGGCCGGGCCUACUCUCAGAACUAUGUGCAGUUCUCACACACUUAAAGUGUAAUGUAUUAAAUGGUGAGGUGUGGACCCACAACACACGGGCUGCAUCUGUACUUCAAGUAACCGAUGAAGAAUCCGGUUUAGCCAUUACGGAUCCCAAAAAGCUUUCCAUUAUAAAGAAAAUGUUAUGCAAUGUACUUAAAGGUAGCAACAAAGCUAAUGAAGCUAAAACUGUGGUCUCUCAUGGUGUUACACAUACCGAAAGACGCCUUCAUCAAAUGAUGUUUGCAGAUAGAGAUUAUGAGAGGAAAGAUGAAUGUUGUAGUGAGAAAGAAAGGCCCGAUGUGAAAGUUGUUAAUUGGUAUGAUAAAGAUUAUUCGGUUGUGACAAUAAGGUGUAAAGAUAGACCAAAGCUUUUGUUUGAUACGAUUUGUACUUUGACUGAUAUGGAGUAUGUGGUUUUUCAUGGAAAUGUUGAUGCUGAAGGGCCCGAAGCUUAUCAGGAAUAUUGCAUUCGACAUAUCGAUGGGUUUCCUGUGAAUUCGGAUGCAGAGAGGCAAAGGGUGAUUCAAUGUCUUGAAGCUGCCAUUGAAAGAAGAGUUUCUGAGGGAUUGAAGCUAGAACUAUGUACAACCGAUAGAAUUGGGCUAUUAUCCGAUGUGACUCGUAUAUUUCGUGAGAAUAGUCUCACGGUGAUGCGGGCAGAGGUGACAACUCGGGCAGGAAAAGCCAUGAAUACAUUUUAUGUUGGUGAUGCUUCCGGGUACCCCGUUGACCCUAAGAUUAUUGACUCUAUUAGAAAAGAAAUCGGGCAAACAAUUCUAAAAGUCAAAAGUACCCCUCAAGAAUUAAACCAAGGUCAACAAGAAUGUCCUAAUAGGUUCCUUUUUCGUGGCCUUUUUAAGACCAAAUCCUUUUGCAAUUUUGGGCUCGUUAGAUCUUACUCGUGAGGUACCAAUACUCCAAUAGUCCAAUUCACACGUUAAUCACUCAUUCCAUUCCAACAGAGCAACCAGACAUGAGAAUGGAAUGGAAUGGAAAUGGUAAUGGUAAUGGUAAUGUUUUGUUCUUUUACCUUGUGCAUUCCAUUCCAUCGAACCAAACAGACCCCUAGUUGUUAGACCCUGAGCCCAUUUGAUGGAAGCAAGAAAUGGUUUUGUAUAUAUUAAGAUUUUAGUUUUGUUGACUUUUUAAUGCG
This is a messenger RNA of Lactuca virosa, 1864 nucleotides long. The record is from the annotation of a GenBank genome assembly. NCBI's taxonomy places the organism in Eukaryota, Viridiplantae, Streptophyta, Magnoliopsida, Asterales, Asteraceae.